CUCCCUCCUCCAUCAUGUUAAUCCCUCUCCGUCUUGUUCCUCCAGCAUGUUAAUCCCUCCCUCCUCCAUCAUGUUAAUCCCCCCCUGUCUCCCUCCCUGCCUCCAGCAUGCUGAUGUAUGAGAUGCGGGGGAAGAAGGACCGCUAUGAUGUCAUAGACCUGGACCCCUACGGAAGCCCCGCCCCCUUCCUGGAUGCCGCCGUCCAGGCUGUCGGUGAAGGAGGUCUGUUGUGUGUGACAUGUACUGACAUGGCUGUGAUGGCUGGUAACAGUGGGGAGACCUGCUACAGCAAAUACGGCUCUGUCUCCAUCAAAGCCAAGUACUGUCAUGAGAUGGCUCUGCGUAUCAUCCUACACAGUCUGGACCAGAGAGCUGGUGUGUACCAACGGUACAUCCACCCCCUGCUCUGUGUCAGUGUGGACUUCUACAUACGAGUGUUUGUCAGGGUACACACUGGACAGGCCAUGGUCAAAAACUCAGCAAGUAAACAAGCGUUGGUGUAUAACUGUGUUGGCUGUGGCUCGUUCCACUUACAACGACUGGGCAAGAGGACGACUCAGGGAAACCAUAUAAAGUACUCUGCAGCCACUGGACCGCCGGUCGGAGCAGAGUGUGAACACUGUGGACACAGACACCAGCUGGGUGGUCCUAUCUGGGGUGAGGCCCUCCAUGACGUGAGCUUCGUUCAGAAGGUUCUAUCUGCCGUGUCUGGGAACCCGUCCCGCUUUGGAACCGCCCGUCGCAUAGAGGGCAUGCUCAGCAUGGUCACAGAGGAGCUGGAGGAUGUGCCUCUAUACUACACAGUGGACAACCUGAGCAGCACUAUACACUGCAGCACUCCCCCUCUGCUCCAAUUCAGGUCGGCUCUGCUUCAUGCAGGCCACAGGGUGUCCUUGUCUCAUGCCUGUAAGAAUGCUCUAAAGACGGAUGCUCCUCCCAGGGUCCUCUGGGACGUCAUGCGAUGCUGGGAAAAGUCCAAUCCAGUGAAGAGAGACAGACUGUCAGAGAGCAGCCCUGCUCACCACAUCCUCAAUACUGAACCCAUUCUACAGGCGUGUUUUGAUGUGAGGGAGGAUGCCAAUCCCCAGUCUCGCCGUCGCCACCUCACCCGCUUCCAGGAGAACCCUGAGCCUUUCUGGGGGCCCAAGGCCCGUGCCAAUGCUGGUGGUGGAGGUAUCUCAUCAGACCUGGAGGACAGGAGGAAACAGGGUCAAAACAAGAGGAAGAACCAGAUCACAGACGCCACCCAGCUUAAGAGCUUCCCCUGCAAGAGGUUCAGGAAGGGUAAAUGCACACACGGUGAAAAAUGCUGUUACUCCCAUGACCUGGAACAGAAUAACCAGAUGGAGUGAUGGUGGAGCGAGUCUCCUCUUUUCUUCCCUCCCACUUGGUAUCCUCAUGUCCAGCUCAGCAGAAUCUGUCCACUAAGGUAUACUGGACACAAUCAUGACGAAGCAACCAGGUGAAACUCCAGGCCCCAGACAUAACUAACUUUGAACUCGUUAUGACUCGGGGGUGAAGUUUCCCCCUUGGUACCAAUCUAGGAUCAGCUUCCCCUCCCCCAAUCCUCUACAUUACCAUUAGUGGGGAGAAUGCAAAACUGACCCAGUAUCAGCAUCUAUGGGCAACUUCAUAAUGGGAUGUCUAGUUGGCCCUGUAUUGGAAAUACACACACUGGCUUCAUACUGAAGUGAAGCAUCAAUUCUGUUUUAUUUAUGACUGUUGUGACAGUCUAAUAAAAGUCUUUAUGGCAA
This is a messenger RNA of Oncorhynchus gorbuscha (pink salmon), 1754 nucleotides long. Its product is annotated as tRNA (guanine(26)-N(2))-dimethyltransferase-like. Bases 108 to 1352 code for a protein of 414 amino acids. Lineage: Eukaryota; Metazoa; Chordata; Actinopteri; Salmoniformes; Salmonidae. The record is from RefSeq and is a predicted model, not a curated record. Gene Ontology annotation, molecular function: RNA binding; metal ion binding. The transcript is spliced from 12 exons. Gene Ontology annotation, cellular component: nucleus. Gene Ontology annotation, biological process: tRNA N2-guanine methylation.